Molecule: messenger RNA, 1680 nt
Organism: Dioszegia hungarica
Lineage: Eukaryota; Fungi; Basidiomycota; Tremellomycetes; Tremellales; Bulleribasidiaceae
Product: biosynthesis-related protein
Exons: 5
Coding region: 1-1680 (559 amino acids)
Biological process (GO): mitochondrial translation; glutaminyl-tRNAGln biosynthesis via transamidation
Molecular function (GO): glutaminyl-tRNA synthase (glutamine-hydrolyzing) activity
Source: RefSeq, a predicted model, not a curated record
AUGUUCUGCCCAACACACACCUGUCGCACUUGCUUGAAGCGCCUGAGGCCCCUUCACGGGACGCCGACCGCUGCGCCAGCUCGAAGUACUCCUCAAAACCGGUCGUACGCCAAUGGCUCGGGCUCGGCCCCUUCAGGAUCGACCUCAUCGGCGUCCAAGUCAAAUGACUGGCAGACAGUCAUCGGACUUGAGAUCCACGCUCAACUCAGAACGGGUCGCAAGCUUUUCAGCAAAUCGCCAAUAUCGCAUAAUGCAGCCUCGAAUACCUUGAUAGACAUUCACGAUGCUGCCUUUCCAGGUACAUUGCCUGUGCUGGACAAGGAGGCCGUGCGGCUUUCGCUUCUCACCUCACUAGCGCUCAACUGUACCAUCAACCCUCGAUCUACGUUUGACAGGAAGCAUUACUUCUACCAUGAUAUACCGGCUUCGUAUCAGAUCACACAGAGCUACAAUCCCCUGGCUGCGGAUGGCUACCUCACCUUACCCCCCACGCCGUCUCCAUCGACAAGCUCAUCGUCGCCCUCGCCGUUUUCAUCUCCAGCUUCAUCCUCGACUGCCAAGCGCGUUCGCAUAAAACAGCUCCAGAUCGAGCAAGAUACCGCCAAGUCUCAGACAGUCGGCGGAGACGUCCUCGUUGACCUGAAUCGAGCAGGGACAGGUCUGAUGGAGAUUGUCACGGAGCCGGAUAUGAGCAGCGCGGAGGAGGCUGGGGCGUUUGUCAGGCGGCUUCAGGGACUGCUGAGGAGGAUAGGAAGUGGGGACGGAGAUAUGGAGAAGGGAAAUCUCCGCAUCGACGCCAACAUCUCCGUCCACCGACCCAAUACCCCCUUCGGCGUCCGCAGCGAGAUCAAAAACCUCAACUCGGUCCGCUUCCUCCAGACCGCCAUAGCAUAUGAGAUACAACGCCAUAUAGCUCACUACGAGUCCACCUCCGCCCCUCUCCCUCAAGAGACCCGGCAAGUCAAUGAAUUGACGGGCGAGACAUACGCCCUGCGCACCAAGGAAGAGGCGAUGGACUAUCGAUAUAUGCCGGAUGCGAACCUCCCUGCUCUUAUCUAUCGGCCGGGCACGAUCGAGGAUCUGAGGGCAAAGUUGCCGGAGAUGCCAUGGGUCACGGUGGAGCGGUUGACGGGGAUCUAUCAUGGUCUGGAGGCUCGGGACGUGGAGACGAUGAUCCAGCUGGAUGAGUAUCAAGGGAGGGGAGUGGCGUACUUUGAGGAGAUGAUGCGUGGACUGGAUGCGAAGAAGGGGAAGAAGGCGGCGAAUUGGAUGACGCAUGAGGUGCUCGGUCAGCUAGGCAAGGCGGGCAGGGAAUGGGACGAAAGGGUCGUAUCUGCGAAGAUGCUAGGGGAGGUGGUUGACAAGGUGGAAGGCGGGGAGAUGAGCGGUACGACCGGCAAGGCCGUCGUUAGGCAUCUCAUCAACACUCCAGGUGCAGCGGAAGGGUCGGAUCUCGACGCCUUAUUGGACCAGCUGGGGCUCAAGCCAGCACCGGCUGGCGAUCUGAAGGAGCUAUGCGAGAAGGCGAUCACAAAAUGCAAGAAGGAGGCGGAGAUGGUACGCAAGGGGAAUGAGAAGGUCGCCAUGCGCCUGGUUGGGGAGGUGAUGAAGCUGAGUCAGGGGCGGGCGGACCCGAAGAAAGCAAGGGAGAUCAUACUGCAGAUACUACAAGGUGUAUAG